ACCGGCGGCGAGAUCAACAUCUCGGACGCGAACACCAUCAACGGACAGCCGGGGGACCUGUUCCCGUGCUCCAAGGCCGGCACCUACAAGAUACCGGUGCAGCACGGCAAGACGUACCUGCUCCGGAUCAUCAACGCGGGGCUCUCCAACGACCUCUUCUUCGGCGUCGCCGGGCACAACCUCACCGUGGUCGGCACCGACGGCCACUACACCAAGCCGUUCGCCGUCAAGCACAUCAUGAUUGCGCCGGGACAGACCAUGGACGCACUCCUCCAAGCCAACCGCGCUGACGGCGGCCGGUAUUACAUGGCCGCGAGGACGUUCGCGUCCAACCCCAACAUCGAGGUCAACAACAGCACCGCCACCGCCAUCGUGGAAUACAUGGACGACGCACCGGCGCGUGGCCGGCCGGAGUUCCCUGCCAACCUUCCGGGCGUCAACGACAUCGACUCGGCGACGGCAUACACGGCGCAGCUCCGGUCGCUGGGCAGCAAGGACCACCCGGUGAACGUGCCGAGGAAGGUCGAUGAGCGCAUGCUCGUCACCAUCGCCGUCAACGUGCUCCCCUGCGCGCCCAACGAGACGUGCGGGGGCCCCGGCGGCAACCGCUUAGCGGCGAGCCUCAACAACGUCAGCUUCGCGAGCCCGGCCGUCGACAUCCUCGGAGCCUACUACCGCUCCGUCCGUGGCGUGUUCGACACAGACUUCCCCAACAAGCCGCCCUUCUUCUUCAACUUCACGGACGUCGACAACGACCCCGUCGAGCGCUGGGCCACCAAGCGCGGCACCAAGGUGAAGGUGGUGGAGUACGGCGCCGUCGUGGAGGUGGUGUUCCAGGACACCUCCAUCCUUGGCGCCGAGAACCACCCCAUGCACCUGCACGGCUUCACGUUCUACGUGGUAGGGAGAGGGUUCGGUAAUUUUGACGAGCAGAAGGACCCGGCCACCUAUAACUUGGUCGACCCGCCGCACCAGAACACCGUCUCCGUGCCCAAAGCUGGCUGGGCCGCAAUCCGAUUCCGCGCAACAAAUCCUGGUGUGUGGUUCAUGCAUUGCCAUUUUGAUCGCCAUGUGCUGUGGGGAAUGAACACUGUCUUCAUCGUGAAGGAUGGCAAGGCUCCUGAAGCUAAAAUGUUGCCUCCGCCUCCCAACAUGCCUACCUGCUAAACAAUCCACAUGGGAAAAGGCAGACAUGUGCAGGACAAUCAGACCGGAAAAUUGUUGUUUAGUUGACUGAUUUUUAUCAUUGAUUUAUUAUAUUGUUUAUCAUUUAAGCUUAUAUAGGUUUGUGUGGAAUAAAGGGGAUAGUUGACUCCCAUGUGAUUAGCAGUCUUGAUUUUUCUUUUUAUUUGGAUGGAUGAGAAAAGUAAUUUAUUUAAAGUGUAAAUGUGUUUCUUGUACUAUUCG
This is a messenger RNA of Triticum dicoccoides, 1407 nucleotides long. Its product is annotated as putative laccase-1. The transcript is spliced from 2 exons. Gene Ontology annotation, molecular function: copper ion binding; oxidoreductase activity. NCBI's taxonomy places the organism in Eukaryota, Viridiplantae, Streptophyta, Magnoliopsida, Poales, Poaceae. The annotation marks the transcript as partial. The record is from RefSeq and is a predicted model, not a curated record.